Hydra vulgaris (swiftwater hydra) is the source of this 2439-nucleotide messenger RNA. Its product is annotated as zinc finger MYM-type protein 1-like. NCBI's taxonomy places the organism in Eukaryota, Metazoa, Cnidaria, Hydrozoa, Anthoathecata, Hydridae. The record is from RefSeq and is a predicted model, not a curated record.
UGUAAUACUUUGCGUUCAGCGCUUGCGUAUUUUGUGUAUACUUAUGCUUCGACUAGGAAACUCCAGUAUAGUCGCUUUUUGAUUGGCCUGCUCCCCUCAGAAUUAUUUUUGAUUGGCCUGCACCCCUCAGAAGCUAUUUUUGAUUGGCUUGGUUUCUUAAGCUAAUCAAAACAGGUUCUGAGGGGUGCUGACCCAAUCAGAAAGAUCUCUGAAGGGUGCAAGCCAAUCACGCAAAAAUCAGAAAAAAGGUUUUUCACUAAGCUUUUUGUUAACUCGUAGGUUAAGUGUUCUAAACAUGGCGGAUUCAAUGCUUCGAAUCAUUUUAAAAUGUAUUUUAGAUGAAAAUAGGGUUCAAUCAGAAAAGGAAUCGUUUUUAUCUAAUGUUAUUGUCGAAGCUCAUAACAAGAUUAGAGAAAUAUUUUUGUUUAAUGAAAAAUCUAAAGUAAGUAUAUUGAAUAAAAUAUGCAAAGUUUCAAGUAAGCAGUAUCCCGUAUCUCAAUCAUUUCGAGCAGAAAGUGAUUUUCAACCAGUGAGAACUUCUCCAAACGGAAACUGUUUAUUUAAUGCUUGUUCUAUAUCAUUGAUUGGCAACGAAUCUUUGUCAGAAUACCUUAGAUGCCUGACCAGUAUCGAAUUAUAUACAAAUGUAGGUUUUUAUUUAAACCAUCCAAUUAUUUUUUCUCAAACUGAUGUUACCAAAUCUCGAAAAAUUGAUGAAAACACAGCUUUUUCUAAAAAAGACCUCUAAUAUAUUUAUAAACAAAGAUCACUUUGUUCCUUUAAUAUCUUUAAAAUGUAUUCCUAAAAAAUACCAAGCUCCUAAAAUAUUUGCACCUAAAGUAGUAAAAUUACCUGAAAUUAAUCAACUUACUUCUUCGAAAUCUAGUAUCCUGUUUCCUGAUUCUACUCAGGAAACAGAUAUUUUAGAUUCAGUUAAAAUUCUUUCAACUUUUAAAAAAAUAAAACAACUCACAAUUGAUCAAUUUGCUAUUAAGUCACCUUUUCCUACAGACAAAAAAAUUUGUGUUAUAUCUUCGCCAAUCAAAUUAAAAAGUUCUACCACAUUAUCGAUUGCAGAAUGUUCUUCAAAAUAUAUACACUCACCGAUUAAGGCAAAUUUAAACUCUAAAAGUAGUUCUUCUGCUUUUGGAAAUAAAUGUGAACUAUCUUUUGUAAACAAAUACGAUAUCGGGCUCUAUGAAACUUAUGGAACUAAUAAACUAGGCAAUGAAGAUAAGUAUGAUUUACUAAAAAACGUUUAUAAACCAAGCUCUAGUUUUCAUUUUGAAUCCAAUAAAUCAGGUCGUUCCUUUCAAUUCUCUUGGCUCUCAUUAUACUCUUGGCUUGCAUAUUCAGAAAUUAAAAAAGAUGCUUAUUGUGUUAAUUGUGUUAUUUUUGGAUCUGAAGAAUCAAGUCAUAAUGCAAGUAAACUUGUUCAGCUUUAUAAAUCUCCAUUUGUGGCAUAUUCAAAUGCCAUUAAUAAGUUUAAUAAACAUGCUGAAAGUUCACCAAUUCACCAAACUGCAACUCUAAAGGCAACUCAUUUUCGCCAAUGUAUGGAGCAAAAGAUAAAUUUUAUUGACUUAAAUCUCAAGAAAGUAAUUGAUGAACAAGUCAAGAAAAAUAGAGAAAUAUUAAAAUCAAUAGUUCUGGCAAUUAUUAUGUGUGGAAAACAAAACAUACCUCUCCGAGGUCACAGAGAUGAUUCAUUUUACUAUGAGAAUGAAAAUAGUAACUCUGGCAAUCUUCAAUCAAUUUUGAAAUUAAUAUCUGAUUGUGCAGAAAACAGUUUGGUGAAUGGGCGAAUUUCUACUCCAAAAAAUGCUACAUAUCGCUCUAAAACUACUCAAAAUGAGUUGGUUAAUAUUUGUAAUGACAUAAUAAAUUCUAAAUUGAAAUGUGAAGUUAAAAAGGCUAAAUUUUUUUCAAUAUUAGCAGAUGAAGCAUCUGAUGUGAGCAAUAUGGAACAAAUGCCACUUGUAUUACGCUUUGUAAAUGAUAAUUGUGAAAUUUGUGAACUACUUUUUGGUUUUAUUCCUUGCGACUCAGGCUUGUCUGGAGAAGCUAUAGGCAGCCAAAUUUUGAAUAGUAUUAAAGAUUUGGGAUUAGAAAUGAAAUUUUGUGUUGGUCAAGGUUAUGACGGUGCUGGUAACAUGGCUGGGAAUUGUUCCGGUGCUGCAGUACGAAUAAAAGCUAUAUAUCCAAAAGCAUUAUAUGUUCAUUGUGGAUCUCAUGUCCUCAAUCUUUGUGUUGCAAAUGCCUGUAACAUACAGAUAGUUAGCAAUAUGAUGUCAAAUGUUCGUGUUAUAUCUCAGUUCUUUAAUUUUAGUCCAAAGCGUUUUGAUGUUCUGAAAAAAAAAAUUUUAAGAAAUGUUUCCAAAAGCUCAUCACUCUCGUUUAAUAGAUGUAUGUCGUACAAGAUGGAUUGCCAGAAUUGAU